AUACGCAACAGGAGAGAGAAAGAGAUGGAAAUUGUAGCGCGGUUAAGUCCGAUCCCGCGCAGGCCAGGGCGUCGUAAGAAGAGAGAGAAUUACAGUUGUCCUUCGUAAGUCUCAAUUCUCUCUCCCUUCCGUUGGAGUCUUUCGACUCUUUCCCGUCCAAUUCCCUCCCAGGCCCCCCUACUUAAUUGUGUUUCAUUCUUCAUUCCGCCACACGCUUCCUCGUUCGUCCUAGAAAUCUUCGAUUUUUUCUUGUCAUUCAAUGUUGUUGUCUGCUACUCCGAUUCGAAUGCCCUAGACGUUCAAAACUGUUUAGUGUGCUUCCAUGGAGGAGGAGAAUGUCGGUGGUGCGAACUCGGCGAGGGUUUCUUCGUCUUUCGCCCCAGAGACCGGAGGGGCUUCUUCGUCUACUUAUGCAUCCAAGAAUGGGCGCUGGUUUACCGUUGAGCUUAGACCCGGCGAGACCACUAUUGUGUCUUGGAAGAAGCUGAUCAAGGAAGCUAACAAGGCGAGUCAAUCUACUCCCGCUUCUGAGGCUCCCUCCGGUGCUCAUCCAGCUCUUGAGUCUCGGCUUGCUCCGGGUCAACCUGCAGAGGGUGAGUCGAAGGAUGCACCUCCAGGAAAUCGUUUUAGUGCUGUUAUUGAGAAAAUUGAACGUCUAUACGUGGGUAAGGAAAGUAGUGAUGAGGAAGAACUUGAUGGUGUUCCUGAUGAUGAUCAAUAUGAUACAGAAGAUUCUUUUAUAGAUGAUACUGAGCUGGAUGAGUAUUUUCAAGUUGAUAAGUCAUCGACGAAGCACAAUGGUUUCUUUGUUAAUAGGGGGAAGUUGGAACGCAUAAAUGAACCUGUUGCAUCACCUGACCACCAACCAAAGAAACGAAGGAGGAAGGAUCUUGCAAAGUCUCGUAUUGAAAAGGAUGGUGAAAAUGUACCAAAUAAACAUACAAAAGAUGGUGAUCAUAUUCCAAGUAAAAAUGCUAAAUUGGGUAAUGUGAGGAUGAAAGCUGCUGCAAGGACAGCACCAUUGGGAGGGACAAAAUCUUCUAGUCCAUCUCAAAGUUUAGCUGCUAUAAGUGAAUAUUAUGAAGAUGAGAAAGUUCAGAAUCAAUUGAAUGCUCCUGUAGGACUUUCCAAGAAAAAAUCCACUGAUUCUAGUACUAAACCAGAUAAUCCUUCAUCUGCAAAAAUAUUAAAUAAGGAUGCUUCUGUAUUUCCAGAAGCAAAGGACAUUGAAAGGCAGAGGACUGGAACUGUCCAACAUAGAGAGCUUGGUAGUAAAUUGAAAGUUUCAAGUGAGUCAUCUGAUGCUUUGCUUCAUUUGUAUCGGGAUAAAAAUACUUCAUCUCAGAUUGAGCCUCAAUCCAAUAGACAAUUGAAUGAUAUGAACGAACUAGAGCUAUCCACCAAAGUUAGGCAGAAGGAGAAAAAUUGCAGCAGUCAACUGCCUGACCUUAAUUCCUCUGUGAUCAAGUACCCGGUGCAAACUGCUAAGACUUCAUCCAUGCAUGUAAAGGAAGGCUCUACUGUUAGGCCAAAAGGUACAAUGCUUGAAAGGGCCAUCAGGGAGCUGGAGAAGAUGGUCGCAGAGUCAAGACCACCUAUUAUGGAAGUUCAGGAUGCUGAUGCUUCAUCCCAGGCAGUCAAGAGGAGAUUGCCUCGAGAAGUAAAACAGAAGCUUGCUAAAGUUGCCAGAUUGGCGCAGUCAAGCCAAGGAAAAAUAUCAGAAGAGUUAAUAAAUCGCCUUAUGAGUAUUCUUGGCCACUUGGUGCAACUCAAAACAUUGAAGAGAAACUUGAAAGAGAUGGUUGAACUGGGUUUGACAGCAAAACAAGCAAAAGAUGAUCGCUUCCAACAAAUAAAGAAGGAGAUUGUUGAAAUGAUAAAAGUGCAGGCUCUCUCUUUAAAGUCCAAGGCAUCUGAGCCACGAGAUGGAGCAUCUGAUGAUUUUCAAGAGCCACUUGGUUCUGAAGAAAAAGGAGUCAAGGGGAAAUAUUGUAUGGAUGAUGCUAUGGAAGACAAGCUUUGCGAUCUCUAUGAUCUAUUUGUUGAGGGUAUGGAUGAAGACAAGGGCCCACAGAUCAGAAAGCUGUAUGUAGAGCUUGCAGAGUUGUGGCCAAAUGGAUCCAUGGAUAACCAUGGAAUCAAAAGUGCUGUCUGCAGAGCAAAGGAACGAAAGAGGGCAAUGUAUAGCAAACAUAAGAUUCCGUUCCCGCUCCAUGUCUUGCAAACCAUGUAUGUGCAGCCAAUCAAGGAGGAUCAGGAGAAGAUCAGAAGAAAAAAGUUGUCCAGUACUCCAAGGACAGAAGAGAUUGUUCAUGGUGAAACUAGUACAAUUGCUCAGCCUCGGUUUCUGCAAGAAAGGCUUGUGUAUGAUCCAAGUAGCCAUGUUUUAACUUCACCCAACAGGAUGACUUCAAACAUGACAGCUGCUAGUCAGCACAUUUCGGCCCCUGGUAGAGUGCUAAAUUCAUCAACAAAUGGUUUAAAUUUGGAUCGCCCGCCAAAGCAAGAGAAGGUGAAGGAUAGUUCAGGUACCUUUUUGGAUGAGGUUAGGGGAACAGAUGGCAAAUUGGUAAAGAAGAAGCUUAAGAGGAAGCCAGAAUCAAUCUUCGGUGAAGUCCAUUACCAUGCAGACAAGUUGUCUAUACAAAAAGUUAAAGAAAAGCACAAGUUCCCCAAGCAGGCUGGAAAUCAAUUGCAGAAACCAAGUGUUCAGUCAACUGGCCUUCCUAGUUCUGAACAACCCAGCUGAUGUGAAUUGUCUUUGAUCAAGCAUCUUACACUCGAAAUCUUGGAAAAGGUAACAUGGAGCGCUAACUGGUUCUGCUUUAUUUAGAGGUGUUGCAAAAGUUUUAGAAGCAGAAUUUCUCUCAUCACUUGCCCUAAUCCCAACUGGGUCCUUCAUUAUCAUCCUCUAGAUUGCCGGUUGACUCAGAAGUAGGUGAUCUUCAAUCCGAUGCCUUAAAGGUUAGUUCUAAGUAGAAAUGGUGGAUAUUUAAUGUUCUCUUGCAGUUUCAACUUGAAGGGCCAUUGAAGUUUGAACAAUGAAGUGGAAGGGGGAUUGAUUUUUGGCGACCACCAGUGAUAUUACAUUCAUCUUAACGAGAAACCACCUUUUUGUUAUUUCGACAGUGAGUUGUAACAGUUCCAAAGUAGCAUAAGGUGUGCUAUCCCUUGCAUGUCUUUUGUGUAAAUAUGAUUAGAUUAAAGGAUCUAGUUCAGGUUUUUCAGAGUCCCCAUACCCCAAGACAGUUCACUAAUAUCUGUAGCUUGAUACUGAUUAGGUGGGUUUCGGUGUUGAAGCAGAGUGAAGUUUUUAGCCUGGGGUUAUCUACUCCAAACCCAGACAUUACUUGCAGCAAUUGUAACAUAAACAGGUGAUAUGAAACUCCAUCUGCAUCUAGCCUUGGUUGGGUGGGUUGAAUAUUGACUGUAUUCCUCAAAAUUUGAUGAUUUUUGUCCGAGUACUGGUUUCACUAAUGCUAUC
Molecule: messenger RNA, 3484 nt
Organism: Nelumbo nucifera (sacred lotus)
Lineage: Eukaryota; Viridiplantae; Streptophyta; Magnoliopsida; Proteales; Nelumbonaceae
Product: ubinuclein-1-like
Biological process (GO): chromatin organization
Cellular component (GO): nucleus
Source: RefSeq, a predicted model, not a curated record